AUGGCAGAAAGCAAUAGUGAAAUAACGCUCACCGAACGAUUGAAUCUCAUUCGUUCAAUUCUACGAUCAGAGGAGCUUUUACAAAUUCAAUCAUCAGGAGAUUAUGAUCAAGUUCGAAUCAAACUCGAUCAUGAUAUUCAAAUAACCUUUUUCUUUGAUUCAUUGAGUAUGUUUAACAAACCAUUGAUAAUAGAGACUGUACACGAUUUACAACUAACAAAAUCAUCAAGUAAAUGUCUUUUAACCAAUGAACAAUGGAUAAAGAUUCGACAAUAUUUCGAUGAACUCAUUCAACAAUCGGAUAAAACAGCAUCAAUUCAAUCAAUUGUUCAAUCAAUUCAAGAUCAUCUUUUACAAAUAUUAGCGUCCAAUAAAACAACGAAGCAAAAAGGUAAAAAACCACCAAAAACAACUAUAUCCGACAAAGAUUCAUCAUCGACAACGAAUAGAUUUCGAGGUGGUGAAUUGAUAUAUAAUCGAAUAUUACACGACAAAACAAUCGACCGAUCGAAAGUUAUCAUUGGUUAUGAAGAUCGUUUUACAGGAAUCCAUGAAAUUGCAUUUAAUGAAUUCAAAAAAGUUCAUGACCACGAGUACGGAGUUCCAAUGCAUCGUCUUCGACAUUUUAAAAUCAACGGACAAGUUGUUUGGGAUAGAACAAACAAAAUCGAUAUUUUAACUGGAAAUAAAAAUAUAACCAAUAGUCAUAACUUAAUAAAAGAUGAUCUACAUCUAGCACAAGGAUUGUUUUAUUUCGAUCAAUCCACUCAGCAAUGGAUACAAUAUCCUCACGUUCCAAUAACAUCUGAUGAUCAAAAGAAUCCAUCAACAAUUGAAACAUGCCUUCCGAGCCGAUGUCACUUUGUAACAUGGAAUAUUCUCGUUGAUUAUCAUCAUUCACAAUUGAUUUAUACAUCACAACGUUAUCAAUCUAUUCUUGAUAACUUAAAAUCACUUUUACCUGAUGUCAUUUGUUUACAAGAAGUGACAAAACCCUUUAUUAAUCUUUUGUUAAAUCAAAUCUGGUUACAAGAAAAUCAUUAUUACAUCGUGUUUAUGGAGAAAGCAUUGGAUAGUGAACAAACCAAAUCUUAUGGACAAUUAUUAUUGACAAAGAACUUUCGUCCUCGAUCAUUUUCGAUUUGUCCACUCGAUACAACAGAGAAAGCAGCAGACGUCACAAAACAAAUAAUUAUCGCUCGAUUCGGUUUAAAUCCGAAAAUCACAAUUGAUCUUGUUAAUCUUCAUUUGAAUAGUAAUGGAUCUCGAAAUGCUGAGCGAAGGCGUUGUCAAACCCUUGAACAUCUUUUACAAAAUCUCAAAACGAAUAAUUUUAUGUUGAUUGGAGAUUUUAAUUUUGGAGAUUUUGAUUUGAAAGAAAACGAUUUACUGGGCAAAUAUCAAGAAGAAGUGCAUGAUCUUUGGAAACAGAUUUAUAACAUUGAUGAAAAUCCGGGUUAUACUUUCGAUCCAUCGCGUAAUAUUUGUGCUCGAAUAAUGUCGGAUAGUCAAAUCAAUCGUCGAUUUGAUCGAUAUUUGCUUCAUAAAUUAGAUAACGUUUAUUAUUCAAUCGAAAAUCUUCAGCUUGUUGGAACUGAAACAAUUCCAAUUGAUGAAUCAAAUGAAAAACAAAUUAAUUUAUCUGAUCAUUAUGCGUUACAAUUAAUUAUUGAUUUUCAAACAAGAAUAAUUAAUCAUCGUUCGGCUCUUGUCAUUUUACCAUCAACAAAUCACUGGCCUAUGAUUAAGUCCUUUUGUGAUGGAGACGGCCCUUCGUUUGUUCAGUGGCCACCACAUUUUAAUCUACUUUGGCCAUUUUACUAUCUUAAUCAUUCCCUUGAUGAUCAACUCGAUAUUCUUUUACCUUUACGAAUCUUACUUUCACAAAUCAGUUCAUUUCAAAUUCAAGUCGAUGAUUUUGACACAUUUGUGGAAAAUCAUGUUUCUUUUCUUAAACCAAAUGAAAAAUCGACUCAGUUGAUGAAAGAAUUGUUCGAAAAGACAAAACGUCUAUUGCCAGCAUGUGUAAAAAAUCCUCAAAAUGAAUAUAAUCCACAUUUGACCAUUGAACAAUAUGAAAACGCCGAGCAGCUGAAGCAAGCGAGAUCAUCGUUAGUUUUAGACAAACCAUUUGAUUUUCCAGUUGAAUAUGUUUACAUUUUACAACGAUGUCUAAAAGAUGAUGCGCAACCAUUUCAUAUUUUGUAUCAAAUACCACUUGGUCCUGUUCUACCAAAGUUAAAUUCAAUCGAUUCAAAAUUAAAAGAAUUCUUUCAAACAAUGAAUCUCUAUGAAAAUGAUGAAUCGUAUAAUCAAAAACACGAUAAAUUCACAAAACUCUCGUCAUGUUUUCAACAAAUAUUCAAUCAGCAAAAUUCGCAUCAUUUUCGCCAUUCAUUUGUUCCAUAUGGAAGUUUUCGUAUCGGUAUAAAUGGGCACGAUCUCGAUACAGUUUUUGUAUUGAAUGAAGUAAAAUCGAAUGAAGAUGAAACUGAACUUGAUAAAACACUUAUUAAAAUGCAACACGAUAAAAGCUCGUUGAACAAUCACAUUUUGAAUUUACUGGAAACACAAAUAAAAACGAAUUUCGAGAAUGAAAUCGUUUAUUGUCGAAAAGUUCAAGCAUUGUUUUCAAUUAUUUCAAUUUUAUUUACCGAUCAAACAAAAGUCGAAGUUUCUCUACAAAUCAAAUUAAAUGAAAAGCAACCGCUGGAGUCUUCGAAAGAACCCACACUCGGGGUACAUGAAAUCGAACAUCUUCUUAUUCAUGCUCGUUCACCCCCGAUCUUUCAGCAUCUUCUAACAUUCAUUCGUAAAUGGGCUCAGAAUUUCGGUAUCUACGGUCAAGUCUACGGUUAUUUAGGUGGUUAUUCUUGGGCUAUAUUAUGUGCACACAUCUGUCAUUCAUUCUUAACUCCCAUCAAAUCUCUUUACACCAUCGAACAAUUUUCCGUAGAUCAACUCUUUUCAUUAGUUCAAUCAUUUUUUUCAACAUAUUCAAAAUUCAAUUGGUCAACAGAAGCACUUACUCUUGUCCCAAGACUUUCAAAAUCAAUGAAUAAUUCGUCAUCUAUUCUUCAGCGUGGUUCAAUGCGUAUUCUAUCACCUACUCCACCCCAUAACAACUCAGCUCGUGCGACAAUGGCUUCAAAUCGCGAUUUAAUUGUUCAAUCUUUUCAACGCAUCGAAAAUUUACUUGAAACAAUAAAUACAAUAAGUUCAGAAGAUAAAUUCAAUGCACUCAAACGAAUCCUCGAAUUAAAAGUCAAUUUCCCAAUUGAAAAAAUUCAGACAAUCAUCGAAUGUACAUUAUCAACUGACAAUCCCAAUGAACUUGAUGAAUGGAUUGGAUGGAUGAAAUCACGUUUAGCAUAUUUCAUAAACGAUUGUGAAACGAAAUGUAAUUUAUUUGUUCAAAGAAACAAUUCAAUUGAAUACCAAUCGAGCAAGAAUGAAGGUGUCUAUUCAAUUGGAUUUGAAAUUGACGAAGAAAGAUUAAAAACACAUCGAUCUUUUUCUCAUUGUUUGAGUCGAUUUCUCGAUCAAUGCAAUUCGUAUUCGAAUCGAAAAGAGUCAAUGAAAAUCUCACAUAAGCUCCUAUCAAUACACGAUUGGAAACUCGAACAAAUGCUACGGAAACCGCAAAGAUUGAAAAAUUAA
Messenger RNA from Rotaria socialis, 3660 nucleotides. The record is from the annotation of a GenBank genome assembly. Lineage: Eukaryota; Metazoa; Rotifera; Eurotatoria; Philodinida; Philodinidae.